AUCACAAUUGGGAUUGCCGCCUAACUUCCCUUCUCCAUUUUCGCCUAAAAAAUACAGCGGCAAUCCAAUUUGGUGAAAUUUUUUCCUCAGAUUCACAAUCUCGUGCAAAUUCCUGCCGCUGCCGCCUGCGUACAAGCUCUCCCUCAGCCACUCCUUUAGACGACCAGCAGUAUUCGACCAGAGACCUCUCCCUGCUGUUUCUAGGGAUUCGACGAGGAACAAGAGCUCCGUCCGCCACUCGUUUCCGUGUCUUUCGCUUACUCAAUUCCAGGUAAUUUUCUUUCCCAAAUCAGGUUAUAAUGUUUAAGUUUUUACCCAGUAUGAUAUGAUUUUGGUUAAUUUCCUCAUGAGGGUUUGAGCAUCUAAUCGCUUUUCUGAUUCAAUGAUCCAUAAUAUUUGACUUUGCUUUUGUUUGAAUCCAUUCUGUUUAUAAAGUUUGGUGCAAUUUGUUCAUCAAUUGGGUUUGAAGUUUGAUUCUGUGGCAGCAUUUGUGGCCAUUCCUGAAUGUUUUUUUGUAUUUGUUUGAGCAACCUAAAUACUUCGUAUUUAUGAAAUUACUAGCUUCUGUACUGACUUAAUUCUGGUUUUAAGGUGGCGUAAUACUGGCCAAGUACUUUGUGUUUGGUUUUCAACAUCUGGUUUUGAGGUGGAUGUUUUUUAUUUUGGUUUUGGAAGCUAGGUUUUAGAGGGGAUUGCUUAUUUUUGCUUCUAGGUUAUUUAGGCAGCUAGGUUAUCAACAUUUGUUUAUCUUGGAGAUGCUUAUAGUCCUGGAGAUGCUUAUUUUGGCAGCUAGGUUUUGGUGUUUGGUUUUCAACAUCUGCUUAUUUUGGCAGCUAGGUUUUCAACAUAUUGUGUUUGUUUUGAGCAGCUUGCUUUUGGGGGGAUGCUCUUUGGUUUUCGGGUACUGGUUUUAGGCUUUCAAUUUUAGGCUUUUGGGUUUUAGAAGCUGGCUUUUGGGUGGGCUGGUUUAUGGUUUUAGUUCGAAAACUUAAACGAAGAGCUGGUUUUUAGGCUUGGUGUGCUUGUGUAUAUGUUUUGGGACUUCUGUCACUUAUUCUAACUGCGAUGAGUUGGAGAUGUUAUAGGAGGGGUACAAAUGGGAAUUCUGUCACUUAUAAGUACUGCCGUCCCUCCCGCUGGAAAUCUAUGGUGGACCGGCGUGUUCCCUCUAGAUAGCGUGAAAUCUGCGUAUUUGAUGAAUCAAUGAAGGCAUCAUAAUACACAUUGUAAUUACUAAUGCUCUAUUGCUCUGUUUGGAUUGAUUGGGAUUAACCAACCUCAAAAUGGUAAUUUAUCAAAUUAGGCAUUUACCCCCAAUAAGCCGGAUUGCGAUCUUCCAAAUUCUCCCUAGCACAAAAAACCCAUAAUGAUCAUUUUGUUUUUGAGUAAUUUAACUCAAUUAUAACUGAAGAAAUUAAGAAACUUAAGUUACAAAUAGAAUCAGGUUCCACAACUAUAUCAUCUUUGCUUUGCAUUAAGUUUUCCAUAUGCAGUGACCUUGCAAAUAAACAUCAUUAUGGUGUUGUGGAACAAUUCAUUGGCCAUGGUGUGGGACGGUUUUUUCAUAGUGAUCCAGUUAUUCUACAUUACUGUAACUUUUCUACUCCCUCCGCCCCGCUGGGAAAUUCCAUCUUUGUCUUUUCUAUUCUGUUUUGAAGAUUCUUGUAGGUUGGUACUAUGCAGGUGGGCAUUGAUGUUAGUUGGGCUUCAUAAUUCAAAUCAGGUGAUGAAUUCUGAUGAUCAAGGUGCCAUUUUACUAUCACAUGAAGCGUAUCCAUGUAUGAAUAAUUGGUGAUUUCUUUGACUUAUGCUUCUUGUCACUAGUGAAGUGGAUGCUUCCUAUCUUUUCUACACUGUUCCUAGUUGCUAAGAAAUUUUUUUAUACAACAAACUUUGUUGGUAAAACAGUUUAUUGCUUAUGUCUUUCUCAUGAAUUAACAGGUGAUUACUUUGUUGAAAAUGCUUUAUAAUGCUCUAAAAAGGUGCCCAACCAAAUUGACAAGUUUAUAAUCGACCUUUUUAUACUCAGUCAAAAAUUCUAUUUCAAUGAUAACAUAUAGAGACUGGUAAUUGAACUCUCGUAUUCUUUGUUAUUACUUAAUUGAAUACUAUGUAGAUGAAAUACUUUUUUUGUAGAUGCUUCACAUUGUCCCAUAGUACAAAGAGCGUGCCCUUCAUCAAAUGUCUUUAGGUUCUAAGGUUCUAUAAUGCUUAUAAUUCUCACAAGGAUUAUCAACUAUAACAUGUCUAAACUUCAGGUAUGAUAUAAAGAAGCCAUUUUAUUAUUUCAUUGGUACUGUUUCUGCAAAAAAGGUCUUAUAUCAUGGUAACUGAUACAUACUAAAUUCCCGUUAUACGUGUUGUAUGUAUGACUAGUCUGGCCUUCCACUGAUAUAGAUUAUUUCCACUAUUGCAGGGUAGAGGCAGAAUUAUUACGGAAUUUAUUAGCAAAGUAUUGUCCCCUUCUGCCUCCCCCUCGAUCUACCAUUGCAGCAGCAUUUAGUCCAGACGGGAAAACCCUUGCAUCAACUUAGCAUUAAAUUUUCAGUAUAUGUCCUGGCACACCAAUCACCAGCAAGGUGCACAUUAAAGAUCUCAAAGGGGAAAAACGAUAGAAAGAAAUUAAAGAACGAAAGAAAGAAGUAAGCUUAAAUACUGACGCUUUUCAGGCCAUACUGGCUAAAGGAAAAGCCAACAGAUUAUGAUAAAAGCGGCAGUUUUGGCUCAAUGAAUGGAAUGGAGGUCAGGUUUGGAGUUGGUCAGAGAUGGGUGGUUCGUGAUAAGAGCUAGCCUCAAAACGGACACAGAAGCUAAGGAUGCUUGGCCUCCAUGGUAAGAGGGAGAAAUUUGCAUUGAAGUUUUGUAAUGAAGUGUGCUAUUUCUCUAAGUCUUGCAAUGAAAUCUGCAAAAGAAUCAUAUGACUACUUUAAGGAUACAUGCAGCAUCCACAGCCGCAGCAGCAACCCAUUCUGUUCUCUCCCACCAGAGAAUGUUGCUCUUCAAACUGGAGAUCAUAAAAAGUCCUGAUGAAUAAUACUCAUUGCAGGCAGUGGUUGGUGCAGCAUGCCCUGGAACUUAGCAUUUGGAGUGAAUUUUUUAAUUUCAUAUAUGCUGUUGGACUAGGUUGAGAUCCUGAGCUUAUAUAUAUAGGUGUCAGUAGAGUUAUGAUGUUUUAGUCUUUUUGUACCAACAUAUUUGGAGUAUAUAUAUUAAAGCAUAAUUUUUUUU
Messenger RNA from Cuscuta campestris, 3228 nucleotides. NCBI's taxonomy places the organism in Eukaryota, Viridiplantae, Streptophyta, Magnoliopsida, Solanales, Convolvulaceae. The record is from the annotation of a GenBank genome assembly.